Sodiomyces alkalinus F11 is the source of this 2358-nucleotide messenger RNA. RefSeq names its product F-box domain-containing protein. Gene Ontology annotation, biological process: protein polyubiquitination. The transcript has 2 exons. Bases 320 to 2188 code for a protein of 622 amino acids. Lineage: Eukaryota; Fungi; Ascomycota; Sordariomycetes; Glomerellales; Plectosphaerellaceae. Gene Ontology annotation, molecular function: protein binding. The record is from RefSeq and is a predicted model, not a curated record.
CAACCUCAACCGAACCGUCCAGAACCUCGACCUACCUACCUUACCUUAUUCAAAUUCAGUACACUGUACGGACGGAUACCUCUACCUCUACCUCAACCUCAACCUUUACCACUCUACUUCGUGCCUCACCAUUCCAUUUGCCAUUUACCGACCUACAAAUUUACCCACCUCAAUACACCUUUACCUGUCCCCUUCGUUUUCCACGGACCUGGACUUUGAUCUGACUCCGGAGACGUUUCAAUAGAACCUACCUCAUUUCCACGACUAAAAGUUUAGAUAUCUUUCGCAGUAUCCUGUUGUUCGGCAUUCGUCCUACGAGAUGGCGCCGGAAAGAUCGGGAGAGAAGCUCUCCGGGCUUCCUGAUGAGCUGGUGCUUAGGAUCCUCUCGUUCCUCGAGCCCCAUGACUUCCCCAACAUCCUCCUGACCAGUCGGAAACUUCGCCAAAUCGCCCUUGAUAAUAAUCACUGGAGGUCACGGGUCUUCGAUCAAUCGCACUUUCUCGAAUCCCUUGAGCGUCGCCGUCACAUGAAUAGCCUCGUCGACGAUGAUGUUCUCGACGAGUCCCUAUCGAACGCCCCGGAAUUCAUCCCGUUAUCAUCCGAAGCGCGGAAACAGCAACGACUGAAGGAUAUGGCCAACUGGGACCCGACAUUGCCCGGCGAGUCCGUUCUUUGGUACGAUGAAUACAUUCAGCGCUAUGCCCCGUCUAGGACGAACUGGUUCCAGCAACCCAGGAUACGAGAUGGCGACGCCGAGGACCUGCUGGAAGUCCUGGGUCUCGCCGUCUACGAACCACCGGGCGAACCCGAUAGCAUGUACGCUGUCUCCCCCCUCGACGACGGCUCGAUAUGUCUAUGGGACGUCAAGGGCCGACGGCACCACAGGAAAGGCGCCAUGCUCGCCAAGAGUCGACCGGGGAUACUGCACAUUGACGGGCCCGGCGCCGCCGGCCGAUCCCGCAAAAUCGACACGGGCGUCACCGAAUCCAUCACCGUGGACAGCUACAACAAGCGGGCCUUCGUGGCCGUCCAGAGCCACCUAAUGGAGGUGGACCUCGAGCGACUGGCCGUCGUGUCGGAUCAGUCAUUCGAGUGGUCCAUCGCGACCCUGUCGAGCGCGCACCCGGACGUGCCGCUCACCGUAGGGACUACGCUCGGCAUCCACAUCUUCGACCACCGCGCGCGCGUGAACCCGACCCAGAACAUGAUCGAGCAGAUAUUCGACCCGGACCCUCUACCCAAGUACGCCGCCCUGUCGCAGCCGCACCCCCUCAGCAUCCUGCACCUGCCGAGACUGGGCGACCCCGCCUCCCUCUCGGACGACAUUUUCGUCGCCGGCCGCUUCAGCAACAUCCUCCAUUACGACCGACGCUACAUCCAGCCCAACGUCCGCAGCAUCCAGGCGAGCUACCACUCCGGCGCCAGGCUCUCCUGCCUCACCUCGCUGCCGGGCCUCUUCUCGCCUCUGGACAGUGAAGUGCGACGACGGGGGGAGCUGUCGGUUGAGCAAGUCCGGGCAUCCAAGGCCAAGGCAGGCCAGACGCUGAUAGCGGGGGGUGAAUACAACAGUAAGGGUUCGUUGGAAUUGUACGGGCUGUCGCCGUCGGACAACCAGCAGCAGUGGGCCGCUGGGAAAGGGGUUUCGGGAGAGGGGAGGCGGCACAGCUCGAAUUUCAAGAACCGGUACAACGCGGCGGAGUCCAAGAUAUUGUCCAUCGCGAGCCACGGCACGCGCGUCGCCUUCUCGGACGGGUCGGGCUACGUCCGGUGGUUCGAGCGCGACGGGUUCACUGAGGUGCACCGCCACAGGAUCGGCCAUAGCGAGGUCAUCACCCGGCCUUCCAUCUUCUCGCAGAUGCCGGGCCUGGACGAUUUGGCGCGGAAGAUUCUCCCGACGGGGGGUCAGCCCGGCGGCGGGGGCGGGGGCCGGGACCGGGACCGGGACAGGGUGAAUGACAACGACUUGCUGUUCUGGACCGGGGAGAAGCUGGGGAUGAUUACGUUUGGCGAGAAGCCCGGGUUCCAGGCGGACGACUUUGAGGAGGAAGAGGACGUGCAGAUGACGGAGGAUGAGACGAAGAUGAAGAUGGAGGAGAGGAAUUACGGGGAGCGCAUGAGGCUGGCGCUGGAACGGGAGGCGGACUCUGUGAGGUUCGUUCGGGGGCUUGGAUUAGGGGUACACCCGUGAGGCGGAAUGUCCUGCGACGACGAGAAAGAGAUAUCACCCAUUAUGGGAGCAGCGUGUAUUCUAUGAUAACCGGUACACAGCGUAUGACAGCGAUGCAUCAGCUCAUAGCAUAACGAUGGCUUAGGUAACACCGCAAGGUACAUUUCGACGGCGGAUUCCAGUAUGUGGCA